Messenger RNA from Eruca vesicaria subsp. sativa (arugula), 3544 nucleotides. Lineage: Eukaryota; Viridiplantae; Streptophyta; Magnoliopsida; Brassicales; Brassicaceae. The record is from the annotation of a GenBank genome assembly.
GUUCUACUGUUUUAUAUCAUACCUAACGAUUAUGUAGAAUCAUAAGAGCAUCUUCAUUCCCCUUUUACAAAAAGGAUCUCCAUCUUGAGUAUCUUUGAAUUUAUAUUAUAAUUAAGUAAUCAUAUAAAAUGAACAUCUAUCUAUAUAUAUUUGAAAAGUGACAAAUAAUGUUCACUUUUGUUAGUUCAAAAAAGUGAACAGUAUCUCCCAAAUGUGUAGCAACACUAUUCAAAUCCUCAUUACCUUUUUUUUCAUAUCCUUAGAUAAGGUAUUGCUAAUGACAUGUCAUUUUGAUACACCACUGCAAACUAGCUAAUUAUAUAUGCGGUAAUUCAAGAAUUGUUGGAAGAAGAUACAAAUAGUACAUAUGGUUUCUCUGAUCAGAAAAUUAAGAGAUUGUAACAAAAAACUGAAGGCAACUGACCAAAUCAGCCAAAAUAGUCCCAGCUAAAGCCGCCCUUUACAUACUUGUCCAAAGAAAAAAAAACCUAUUGACAAUAAGAUUAGGAAAGUCAGAGAUUAAAAGGCGACCAUGGGAGUAAAUAACCAACGAGCUGCCUUUUAUGAUUUAUCAGCCUCAAUGAAUACUCAAACGUAAGAAAAAGAACUGAUGAAUCACAACAAGUCCAACGAGUAUAAAAGUCCUAUCAUAGGCAGCUCUAAAAAAACUGUCAUAUCUUAUAUAUGCAUUAACGAGAGCCUCACAUCAAUUCCAUCAUCUUUAUAAACUUUUGGCCUCUCACAAUCUCAGCCUCUUGUGGCACCACAUUAAAAACAUUAGCGCUUCGGAGUAUGUUCAUCUCUGGCACAAGCUUCAAUCGAAACCAUUAAUUACACAACCACUGCAUCGCUGAAACGAUGCCCAAAAAUUUACAAGGGUUGAAGAUGGUAGAGAGUAUAACAGAGGAAAAUAGAGACUGACACGGACGGUCUUGUGGCAGAGAGAGAGAUAAGUAAAUUAAAGAAAAACAAUUGUAAAAUAAUAUAUGAGGCAUUUCCAGGAUCAAAAAGCAGUGAAAAGAGCAAGAUGAUCAGGAUAUACCACAAAAUUGAUAUAGCGUCACAAGCCAUUAUACCUGAAGGAAUUGUCUUAUCCCUCAGAAUUGGUAAUGGACGCCUAAAUUAAAAAACUCAAAAACAAUUACAACAAUAUGCUCAGUGGAAGGAGAAGUCGUUUAUUAGUAAAGCUCACGGCAAAAACAAACCCUAUAAUAGAAUUCGUACUUGUCCACUGCUCUUCUUACACUCUUCGUGCUUUCAUCUCAUCAUAGCAUCAAUAACAUAUUAUAAUCCAACCAAAACAACACAAACUUGGUAUUAAAAAAAAGAGCUUCAGUGUGUGUAACAAAGUCAGAUCAUUGAUCAAUAAAAACCUCACUGAAAUCCGCUAAGAUAAUUGUUUUUAUCAUCAUAAGCUCAUUAUCUAAUCAAUCUACGCAAACAUCAAUCCAAAAUAAAGCAAAACUAAUCAAAAUAUUUUAUAUAUUCAAGAAUGUGAAAGGGAAUACUCAGACAGCCAAGGGUUAGUCUUCAACUUCUGGGUGAAGUGCCCAGAUCAGAAACUCUAGUCCACAACAUUAUUGUAUCAUCACCAUAUACCCUUCCACACAAGAAACUAAACUUCACAACUCUUUCUAAAAACCCCUAACUAACUAAUAAUAAUACCAAAUAAUCGAGACAGUAGAGAAAGAUGCAAUGAUUUGCAGAAGAAGAAAAGCAUAUAAAUAUACAGAACACUGAAAGAUUAGGGUUUCCCUCGGCGGCUGUACUUUAUUAAUGGGCUUUACUUAGCCCAAUUAAUCUUUAUAGGCCGACCUUACGUGACCCAACAAACAACUUAGUUACUGUAUAAAACCAAUCAACCAACCAAUAAGAUAAAGAAAUCCAAAACCUUUAAAAAGCAAAGAACUAUCAACCAACAAAAAUGACGAUGGAGCUUGUGUUCAUCCCCUCGCCAGGAAUCGGCCAUCUCAGGUCAACCGUAGAGUUAGCCAAGCAACUAGUCAACGGAGACGAACGUCUUUCCAUCACCGUCAUCAUCAUCCCACGAUCAUCCGGUGGCGACGCAAGUGAUUCCGCUCAAAUCUCUUCCCUCUUCACCCCGUCUCAACCUCGUCUCCGUCACGAAACCAUAUCCGUCUCUCCAACUUCGGAACGCCGCCCGACGCAACUCUACAUCGACAGCCAAAAGCCACAAGUGAGAGAUGCAGUCGCGAGACUCGUCGUCGACUCGCGACUCGCGGGAUUCGUCAUCGACAUGUUUUGUGUCUCGAUGAUGGAUCUAGCUGACGAAUUUAAAGUUCCGAGUUACUUGGUGUACACGUCAAACGCCACGUUCCUAGGCGUCACGCUUCAUCUCCAGAAGAUGUACGACGAGAAGGAGUGGGACACUAGCGAGUUGAGUGAAGAAUCAACGGUCAAAGAGUUGGAGUUUCCGUGUUUGACACGUCCUUAUCCCGUUGAGUGUCUUCCAUACAUUUUCCUAUCCAAGGAGUGGCUACAGUUAUUUCUAUCCCAAGCGAGAAAAUUCCGAAAAAUGAAGGGUGUUUUGGUAAAUUCAGUUGCUGAGUUGGAGCCUCACGCUUUGGAUGUUUUAUCACGUGAUGGUGAUCUCCCGCGAGUUUAUCCUAUUGGCCCAGUGUUGCAUCUCCAAAACGGAUCUCGCGAUGACGGUGGGGAGGAGUCGGAGGUUUUGCGGUGGCUUGAUAAGCAACCGGAGAGAUCGGUGGUGUUCCUCUGCUUCGGUAGCUUGGGAGGAUUCAGUGAGGAACAAACUAAAGAAAUCGCCGUGGCGUUAGAUCGAAGCGGUUAUCGUUUUCUCUGGUCGCUCCGUCGCGCAUCGCCGAAUAUAUUGACGGAGGCGCCCGGAGACUACGCGAAUCUGGAGGAGAUUCUACCUGAGGGAUUCUUGGAUCGGACUUCGGAUAGAGGGAAGGUGAUCGGGUGGGCUCCGCAAGUGGCGGUGCUAGCGAAGCAUGCGAUUGGUGGAUUCGUGACUCAUUGUGGAUGGAACUCGAUGCUUGAGAGUUUGUGGUUCGGUGUUCCGAUGGUGACGUGGCCGUUAUACGCGGAGCAGAAGGUGAAUGCGUUCGAGAUGGUGGAGGAGCUGGGAUUGGCGGUGGAGAUACGGAGGGCUAUUAGGGGAGAUUUGUUGGACGGGGAGAUGGAGAUGGUUAGGGCGGAGGAGCUAGAGAGAGCGAUAAGAAGUGUGAUGGAGCAAGAUAGUGACGUUAGGAACAGAGUGAAGGAGAUGGCUGAGAAGUGCCACGUGGCGUUAAUGGAUGGAGGGUCUUCGAAGGCGGCUUUAAGAAAGUUUAUUGAAGACGUUAUCUAGAAUGUUCUGGUCGUCUAGGUUCAUUGGAGGGAAAUUUGAAAGGAGAUUUGAGUUUUGCAUGUUCACUAUGAGAUGCGUUAACUUUUAGUUUCCUUUGUGUUCUGUAUGAGUCGCAUCUUGUAAAUGGUUUGCAUGUGUAUCAAAUGUUGUAUGAAACUUAAUUAAGAGCUUUGAAUUUUAGUAUUUUAACAAAAUUUCAUUAAAACAGUU